Molecule: messenger RNA, 2319 nt
Organism: Eruca vesicaria subsp. sativa (arugula)
Lineage: Eukaryota; Viridiplantae; Streptophyta; Magnoliopsida; Brassicales; Brassicaceae
Source: the annotation of a GenBank genome assembly
GUUUGAUCGGAGUUUUUGUUUAUACGGUUCCAAUGGUUUCCCGGAGAGAUUACCGGAGCUUAAGAUCUUGUACAGGAUGGCGUCGGCUUCUAUUACUUAUCCCCGUGCUCGUUGUUCUUCCUCACCUCUCUUCACUUGUUGAUUUUUCUUCAGCUAGAGCUAAGAACGAAGCGCCAAGCACUCGUAGCAAGAAGAAACUAGAUCACCUUGUCCUCGGUCCUGUUGCUGGAGUAGGCUUUCCCGAUAGAUUACAUUGCCAAGGUACGAAGGCUCUAAACAAGACACACACUAGAACUUCUCAUUAUGUGUCUAGUGCUGCUGGAAAUGGAGUUUCUUUUGUCACAGUGUUUACUGUUUAUAAUAACACAUCUCUCGGUGAUUUGAGAUCCUCUAGUGUGGUUUCUGUUGUUGGGAAUGUUACUUACACCAAGCCAGAGAGGUCAAUGGCUGUUCUAAACGCAUUCGCCUACUUCAUUCACGUGAGUAUGCCCAAGAGCAACGUUGUCAUAUUGACUGAUCCAGCUUCUCAGCUUUCUACUCAAGCAAGCAAUGUGAUGGUAGAGCCUAUUCCGGGUGAUUAUUCACGUGGUAACCUGAUGCUUCAAAGGAUCAUGUCUUACAUUACCUUUCUUGAGAUGAAGCUUGAGAAGAAUGAUGGUGGGAUGAACCACUAUAUCUUCACUGAUUCUGAUAUAGCUGUGGUUGAUAACAUCGAUACUAUAUUUGACAAGCAUCCAGACUUCCAUAUAGCUCUCACAUUCAGGAACAAUAAAGAUCAACCUCUGAACUCAGGAUUCAUAGCUGUGAGAGGCACACGUGAAGGCAUCCUAAGGGCUAAAGUUUUUCUUCAACAAGUUUUACAAGCUUACAAAACCAAAUACAUGAAGGCAUCGCGUAUGCUUGGUGAUCAAUUAGCUCUAGUAUGGGUUGUCAAAUCUCAUCCUUCAUUUGACGCAAAGCGAUUCACAAAGCCACAAGCUUUCACACAAGAAAUAGCUGGAGCUUCAGUACUAUUCUUACCAUGUGCUCUAUACAACUGGACACCUCCUGAAGGUGCUGGUCAGUUUCAUGGCAUGCCAUUAGAUGUCAAGAUUGUUCACUUCAAAGGAUCAAGGAAACGCUUAAUGCUAGAAGCCUGGAACUUCCACAAAUCUACUUCGAACAUUCCAGAUAUGUUGUGUCUUGUUCUAGGUAGUGGAAGAACUAAAUACGAUUUCUAAAACUUGUUGACAAUGACUACUUGUUUAAUAUCUAUAGGAGAACAGUCACCUUUAAGUGCUGAAGAAGUAACAUUGUUUUAUUUGAAGAUGAAUCAAAUUUUACAACAGUUACGUACACGACAAGUAACAUAAAAUAAAUUAAAUAUAAUUACUCAAAAACACAAAAAAAAAACAUUAAAAAUCAUCUCGCGGCGGCUUUCUUCUCGCCGGCGUAAUAACUCAGGUACCAUCUCACAAACUUCUUCAACCCAGUCUGCAAAUCCGUCGUCGGUUUAUACCCAAACUCACGUUGCGCUAAGCUUAUAUUAGCAUGAGUGAACGGAACGUCACCGUUUCUCGGCAUCUUGAUCACAUUCCUCUUGGCCUUCACCUUCAGCUGCCUCUCCAGUAUACUCACCAGAUCGGAAACCGGCACCGGCGACGUGUUCCCGAGGUUAAACACUCUCAACUGCGCCGGACCUCUCUUCUUCCCACCGCUUCCUGUACUCUUCUCCGCCGUGUCAAGCGCCCCUAAACAUCCUUUCACUAUGUCGUCUAUGUAAGUGAAGUCUCUAGCCACCGUGCCGUGGUUAGCCGACUCGAAGAUCGAUAUUGACUUCCCUUUGAGUAUGUCUUUAGUGAAGAAGAAGUAAGCCAUGUCUGGUCUUCCCCAUGGUCCGUACACGGUGAAGAACCUUAGUCCUGUAAGGGACAAACCGUAGAUAUGGUUGUAAGUGUGAGCUAUCUCUUCACCAGCCUUUUUAGUCGCGGCGUAGAGGCUCGCAGGUUGGUCUGUUCUGUCUUUCUCGGAGAAGGGUACUUUCGUGUUGAGUCCAUAGACGGAGCUAGAGGAAGCCCAGACGAUAGCUGGUUGAGGGUUAGCCGCUUUGCAGACCUCAAGAAGGUUGACUAAGCCAGCGAUGUUGCUGUGAACGUAUGAGCUAGGGUUCUCCAUUGCGUAUCUAACUCCGGCUUGUGCGGCUAAGUGCAUGACGUGAGUGAAGGUAACGAUCUUGAAGAGCUUACGGAGGAGUUCCACGUCGUUUAUGUCACCUUCCACGAUGAAUACGCCGCUUCUCUCUAGCAAAGCUUGCCUCGCACGUUUCAGAGAAGGGUCGUA